AUGCGCUUCGUACUUCUGAUGGUGGCGCUGCUCUUGCGCAGCGAGGCGCAGGCGUGUCCUUGGGCUUGUGCCUGCAGACCGACCGCUGCUGAUUGCGCGCAUCGUGGCCUGCUGCACGUCCCUCGACCCUUACCGACUGACACGCUACGUCUAGACUUACAAGGAAACAACAUAAGUCUGAUAUUCCAGAGUGAUUUCCAGAAGCAGAAGGAUUUGAAGACAUUACAACUGCAAGAGAACCAAAUCCACACAAUCGAGAGAGAUGCUUUCGUCGAAUUGACAGCUUUAGAGAACUUGAAGCUAUACAAUAAUCGGCUGAGCCACUUGCCUGAUGGUCUUUUUGUGAGAUUGAGGCAUCUACAGCGUUUAGACCUGAGCCGUAAUGACUUGACUGCGAUCAGUCGGAGGACCUUCCGCGGCCUGUCUGCGCUGAAAUCCCUUCAUCUAGGCUGGAACCAGAUCAAAUGUAUCGAUGACAAAGCCCUGGAACACUUGAAGAGCUUGCAGUAUUUAACCCUCAACAAUAAUAAUCUAACAUACCUGUCGCUGGAGGCCGCUCUAGUCGCGCGUCUGCACGCGCUGCGACUUUUCGACAAUCCAAUCGUCUGCGACUGUCGCGUCGCACGACUGAGUUCUGCUGUUCGUGCUGCUGCGUUACUUGGCGUUGGUGCUAGAUGUCAAGCCCCAGCUACUCUUCGAGGAGCAUUCCUAAGCGAGAUAGAACCACACGAACUGAUAUGCAAUGGUCCCACCACAGCGUUAUCUGGAGAAUGUUCAGCGGAGCCUCGCUGUCCACCAGCCUGCAGAUGUACCCCAGAUGGAACUGUUGACUGUCGGGAGAAACUUCUAUCUCAUUUACCAGCCACUAUACCACAUCGAGCUACUGAGAUUCGGCUCGAGAACAACGAAAUAACGGAAGUAAGCGCCGGCGCAUUCUCAUCAGUAAAACGUGUGGCCAGGAUCGAUCUGUCCAACAACAAGAUCGCCAAGAUAGCUGGCGAUGCCUUCAAUGGACUUGUGCAUCUUACCUCACUAGUCCUGUACGGAAACAAAAUUAAAGAUCUACCAUCUGGAAUAUUUCACGGCCUCACAUCACUUCAACUUUUGUUGCUGAAUUCCAAUGAAAUCUCAUGUGUGCGAAAGGACACGUUUCGGGAUUUGCAGAGUUUGAAACUAUUAUCUCUGUACGAUAACAACAUACGAUCUCUACCAAACGGAAGUUUCGAUGCUCUAAUCUCGAUACAAACAUUACACCUUGGAAGGAACCCUUUCUCAUGCGACUGUUCUUUGCGAUGGCUGGCUGGCUACCUGCGACGGAAUCCAAUCGAGACAUCCGGUGCUAAAUGUGAUUCGCCCAAACGAAUGAACAGAAAGCGUAUAGACACGUUACGAGAGGACAAUUUUAAGUGCAAAGCUGGCGAAGACACAAUAGAAGCUUGCGGAGACGAACCACCAUGUCCUGCGCCGUGUGCUUGUGCCCGUGGCACUUGGGGGCGUGGCCUACGCGUGUCAUGCGCGAGAGCAGCUCUGACCGAUAUACCUAGAGAUCUACCUCUAGAUACGCACACGCUAAUAAUGCCAGACAACAGUUUAGGCCAGAUUAAGUCAGACGGCCUCUUGGGCAGACUCCCAGACCUCACGAAGUUGGACUUCAGAAAUAAUGGUAUAUCUAUCAUAGAAGACAACGCUUUCGACGGAGCUGCCAACAUUCAAGAACUACUUCUUGACUCCAACCUCAUAGAAACACUGUCUGAUAAGACGUUCUUUGGUCUUCACAGCCUAACUGCCUUAUCUCUGAGCGACAAUAAAAUAAGAUGCAUCGCACCUGGGUCAUUUGAUCAUUUAACUACGCUGUCUACCCUGAGCUUAUCUGGCAACCCGAUCCAAUGCACCUGUCACAUGUCAUGGUUGUCUGGCUGGUUGCGUUCAAGGCAUCUAGCGACUUCAGCAACUUGCGCGUACCCAGUGGGACUAGCCGGCACUGACUUGACGCAUUUGGAGCUAGCUGAUUUCAAGUGCUCGCCGGAGGAUGUCGGCUGCCUACCACCUGACUACUGUCCUGCCGGUUGCACCUGUGCUGGUAGCGUGGUACGAUGCGCGCGCGCAAAGUUGACAGCGCUGCCUUCGCGGAUCCCACGCUACACUACGGAACUGUAUUUGGAAUCCAACGAAAUAAGUAGUAUAUCGUCAGACCAGCUCCGUCAUUUGAACCAACUGACUCGGCUGGAUCUAUCCAAUAACAAGAUUAGCGUUCUCCCAAAUGACACCUUCGAAGGUCUGACGAAGCUCUCUACACUUAUCGUCAGCUACAAUCGACUGAGAUGUGUUCAGAGAGACGCCUUAAAAGGUUUGACACAGCUCCGAGUGUUGUCCCUCCACGGCAACAACAUUUCAAUGCUGGCGGAUGGUGUCUUCAGAGAUCUGGAGUCGAUAUCUCAUGUUGCACUGGGAUCGAACCCGCUAUACUGCGACUGUUCCCUGCGAUGGCUGUCAGAGUGGGUGAAAUCUGGUGGUGAAUUCGUCGAACCCGGGAUCGCGAGGUGUGCGGCGCCUUCGCGCAUGCGCGACAAGCUUCUUCUCAGCACUCAUCCCACUGCAUUCUCUUGCUCUGGUGACCCGCCAGCAGAUAUUGUAUCGAAAUGUAACAAAUGCUACCGAAAUCCGUGUUCCAACGGCGGCACAUGCUCCGCAACUGCAACGGGUGGAUUCGUCUGCGCAUGCGCACGCGGUUACCACGGCGACGCGUGUCAACACCAAAUCGAUGCGUGCUACGGUUCACCUUGCGCCCACGGCACAUGCCAACUCUUGGAAGAGGGUAGAUUCCACUGCUCCUGUCUCGCGGGUUACACAGGCGUAAGAUGCGAAGCUAACAUAGACGACUGUGUGUCUCAUCGGUGUCAAAACAAUGCUACCUGUGUCGACCAUCUAGAAGGGUACACAUGCAAGUGUGCUCCUGGGUUUAUGGGUGAGUUCUGCGAGAAGAAGAUACCAUUCUGCACGGCUGAGUUCAACCCUUGCGCCAAUGGUGGGACGUGUGUGGACCACGGCAGUCACUACAGCUGUAAUUGUCCCAAGGGCUAUUCAGGACAGAACUGCACAGUUAAUGCGGAUGACUGUAUCAAUCAUAUGUGCCAGAAUGGCGCAACUUGUGUAGAUGGCCUAGACGAGUACAGAUGCUCUUGCGCAGCGGGGUACGCGGGUCGCUACUGCGAAGCGGCUCCUCAUGCUGCUCUCGGGACUUCCCCUUGUGCUCACCACGACUGCGUACACGGCGUUUGUUAUCUGCCAUCCGCUGCGCUGCACCUGGCACUGCAGGAUGACAUUAUGAUGGAGAGGCCACUGCUGGCGCCCACCAACGACUACUUGUGCAAGUGCGCGCCGGGGUAUUCUGGGCGUCUCUGUGAAUACCUUACAUCCCUCACAUUCAACUACAACGAUUCGUUCGUGGAACUGGAGCCUCUUCGGACAAACCCGCAAGCCAACGUCACGCUUGUAUUCAGCACUAAGCAACAGCAUGGUGUGUUGAUGUAUUUCGGCGAAAACGAACAUCUAGCUGUUGAGUUGUUCAAUGGACGCAUACGAAUUAGUUAUGAUGUCGGAAACCACCCCACUUCAACCAUGUACAGCUUUGAAAUGGUAUCGGACGGUGCAUAUCAUAAGGCGGAAUUGCUUUCAUACAACAAAAACUUUACUCUGCGUGUCGAUGAUGGCCCAGCGCGCUCUAUAAUCAACGAAGGGAGUAAAGAAUAUCUACGACUCGAAAGACCAAUGUUCCUGGGCGGAGUACCAAGUGACGUUGCUAAAGAAGCCUUUUCCAAAUGGCAUUUAAGGAACAUCACCAGUUUCAAAGGUUGUCUAAAAGAAGCAUGGAUCAACCACAAGCGUGUGGACUUUGUAAACGCAGCGCGAAUGGUACGAGCCGGCGCGGGCGCAGGAUGCGGUGGGGAUGGUGCGGGCGACGGUGCAGUUGAAGCAGAUCAAGAGACGAUCUCGAGAGCACCGCCGGCUACUUUGCAAGAGGAUGGUGCACAUAGGCCAGACCCCUGCCUACCAAAUCCGUGUCGACGAGGCGGUCGUUGCGUGAGGGAAGAAGGAUCUAGCUCUGACUACACGUGCCGUUGCAGACCAGGUACCGCGGGCGCUCAAUGUGAACUUCUUACGUCUCUUGGUGGGGCCCCAGUUAUAACACAGAGCAAAGUACCGCUAAGGAAACAGAUUAUGAGCAACGUACAAGCUUCUCCUGCUUCUCCAGCGAAACCUGCUGAACGUGCUUCCGCCGGUUCGACACCACAAACCGCUUGUAGAAAGGAGGCAACACGUGAAUUUGUAACAGAGGGCUCGUGUCGUAGUCGCCGCGCAGUGCGCGGGGCCCGCUGCGUAGGGCCCCCGACGCGCUCUGUGUCCAGCUCUGGUACACCACUGCCCGGAGCCUGUGGCCGCGCGCAGUGUUGCGCGCCUCGAAAGACUAAAAAGAGAAAGAUACGUCUAGUAUGCGCUGAUGGGACCCGGUACACCAAAGAUAUAGAAAUUGUAAGAAAAUGCGCCUGCGGCAAGAAGUGUGCGAGGAACACGCCGUUUUUACACUAA
Leptosia nina is the source of this 4587-nucleotide messenger RNA. NCBI's taxonomy places the organism in Eukaryota, Metazoa, Arthropoda, Insecta, Lepidoptera, Pieridae. The record is from the annotation of a GenBank genome assembly.